AUGUCGGCCAAAAGCGUGAAAGGUGAAGGCGGUAAGAAGCCGGCCUCGGCCGCCACGAACCUCAUUGCUGGUGGCGGCGCAGGCAUGAUGGAAGCUCUCGUGUGCCAUCCUCUCGACACGAUCAAAGUGCGAAUGCAGCUGUCACGGCGAGGUCGGGCGCCUGGUACGAAGAAGCGAGGCUUUUUGAUGACCGGCAGAGAUAUUGUCAAGAAGGAAACGGUCUUUGGCCUGUAUAAGGGAUUGGGCGCCGUUCUCACGGGUAUCGUCCCCAAGAUGGCCAUUCGAUUCACAAGUUACGAGUGGUACAAGCAGUUACUGGCGGACCAGGAUGGGAAAGUGAGCUCUCAAGCGACCUUUUUAGCUGGACUGGCCGCUGGCGUGACCGAAGCAGUCGCAGUCGUAACGCCCAUGGAAGUCGUCAAGAUCCGCAUGCAAGCGCAAUACCACUCCCUCUCUGAUCCUCUCGAUGUGCCCAAAUAUCGAAGCGCACCUCAUGCCCUCGUAACCGUCCUCCGCGAGGAAGGCGUCGGAGCUCUCUAUCGCGGCGUCUCUCUCACCGCUCUUCGCCAGGGCACGAACCAGGCUGUCAACUUCACCGCCUAUACCGAAUUGAAAGAGUGGCUCCAACGCUUGCAGCCGCAGUACGAGAACCAAAACCUGCCGGGCUAUCAGACAACAGUAAUUGGGCUGAUUUCGGGGGCCAUGGGUCCGUUCUCCAACGCACCCAUCGACACCAUCAAGACAAGACUUCAGAAGACACCUGCUGAGCCGGGGCAGACUGCAAUAUCGCGGAUAGUGAGCAUCUCGGGUGACAUGUUCAAGCAAGAAGGAGCAAGGGCGUUCUACAAGGGUAUCACACCCAGAGUCAUGCGGGUGGCGCCCGGGCAGGCCGUGACCUUCACCGUCUAUGAAUUCCUGAAGAAGAAACUGGAGGACAGCAACCUGGCGUUUGUGGGCGGCAAAUACGAAGAGUGA
Molecule: messenger RNA, 975 nt
Organism: Cladophialophora yegresii CBS 114405
Lineage: Eukaryota; Fungi; Ascomycota; Eurotiomycetes; Chaetothyriales; Herpotrichiellaceae
Exons: 2
Coding region: 1-975 (324 amino acids)
Biological process (GO): transmembrane transport; succinate transport; fumarate transport
Source: RefSeq, a predicted model, not a curated record